Aspergillus puulaauensis is the source of this 1983-nucleotide messenger RNA. RefSeq names its product putative nucleoporin Nsp1 (gene NSP1). The transcript is spliced from 3 exons. Gene Ontology annotation, molecular function: structural constituent of nuclear pore; phospholipid binding. NCBI's taxonomy places the organism in Eukaryota, Fungi, Ascomycota, Eurotiomycetes, Eurotiales, Aspergillaceae. Gene Ontology annotation, cellular component: nuclear pore central transport channel; nuclear pore. The record is from RefSeq and is a predicted model, not a curated record. Gene Ontology annotation, biological process: RNA export from nucleus; protein import into nucleus. Bases 1 to 1983 code for a protein of 660 amino acids.
AUGUCCAAUCUAUUUAGUUUCAAGCCACCGGCCUCGUCGGGAGCUCCAAGUGGUGGUAUGUUUGGGUCUGCUGGUGCCACGUCGAAUACUGGAUCUAGCGGCGGCGGUCUCUUUGGAAAUGUAGGAACAAGCGGCACUUCUUCGCCGUCCUUUGGCGCUACCUCCGGCCCUGGCCAAAUUUCUUCUCCAUUUGGUGCUGGCUCCGGCAGCGGUAGCGGUGCUCCCACAUUUAGCUUUGGAAAUUCGGCGGCCGGCGCGACUUCCGGUACACAAUCGCCGUCUCUGUUUGCUACUGGAUCACAAACACCUAACAAACCGACGGAGACACCCGCACCAGGCUCAACCGCGCCCGGCGGAUUAUUUGGCGGAGCUAGCAAGCCUGCUGGAAGUGGUCUUUUUGGAACCGCUGCGGCAACUCCUGCGUCGUCUGGCACAGGCUCACUCUUCGGCGCCCAAUCCUCAACUACCCCUGCCGGUCCUCCGCCACAAGGAAACACUCCAGCCCAGGGGCAAUCUCUCUUCGGGCAGCAGAAACCUGGAGGACUUUUCGGAACAGCCACAACCUCAUCGGGAUCCCAGCCUUCUUCUACGGCUCCCUCUACGUCAACCCCGCCACUAUUUGGAGGUGCUGGGCAGUCUACUGGGAGCAGCCUUCUUAAACCAACUACACAGCAAACGCCCGGGGGUGCUCCGUCUUCCACCGCUGCUGGUGGCGGCUUAUUUGGAAAUAUGGGUGCAAGCAAGCCAGCUGAGUCAACGGCGACAACGACAAGUGCGGACAGUACCGCGAAGCCACUCUUUGGAACCGCACCUUCCUCUGGCACACAAACGUCCACGCUUUUCGCGCCAGCAUCAUCUGGUGCGGAUUCUGCGCCGAAGCCCGCUUUCCCUUCUCUCAACAAUACAUCAAAUACUCAGACCGCCGCAUCUACUGCUACUCCGCAAAAGCCUCUUUUCUCCCUUGGCGGGCCUGCAUCGUCCGCCACCCCUUCAUCGACCCCAGCUGCUGCCCCUUCUGGUGGCUUAUUUGGCGGUCUUGGUGCUUCGAAGCCUGCGGAGACUUCGACCACGCAGCCUGCAGCCCCUACAGGGGGGUUGUUUAACAAGCUCGCCGAGACUACGACCACCCAACCUCCAAGCACAUCUGCAACCACAACCACAACCGGUACUGACACCAAGCCAUCGCUGACUGCGACGUCCGGAACUACCACUACAUCUACCCCCGCCACAACCACUGGCUUGGGCAGCACCACGGCAACUGGAGCUCCCGCUCUCGGCGCGUCGACUGCUGGUCCAGUUCCCCCAGCUCAAUCGCGCCUGAAGAAUAAGACAAUGGAUGAAAUCAUCACUCGAUGGGCGACUGACUUGACUAAGUACCAGAAGGAUUUCCGGGAACAGGCCGAGAAGGUUGCCGAAUGGGAUAGGAUGCUUGUCGAAAAUGGUACCAAGGUGCAGAAACUGUACGGCAGUACUGUGGAUGCCGAGCGUGCCACGCAGGAAGUCGAACGCCAGCUUGCAUCUGUUGAGGGACAGCAAGACGAACUGACCUCGUGGCUCGAUCGCUACGAGCGCGAAGUCGAUGAAAUGAUGUCCAAGCAAGUGGGCCCUGGCGAGGCUCUUCAAGGUCCUGAUCAGGAACGUGAGCGGACUUACAAACUCGCUGAAAAACUUUCCGAACGUCUUGACGACAUGGGAAAAGACCUCACCAGUAUGAUCGAAGAAGUCAACAGUGCCUCGUCUACGCUGAGCAAGACAAACAAGGCCGACGAACCGAUCUCUCAAAUCGUUCGCAUCCUCAACUCGCAUCUCUCUCAGUUGCAGACCAUCGACGUGGGUACCACUGAACUGCAGGACAAGGUUGCUGCUGCUCAGAAAGCCGGGCAGUCGGUAUCCGCACGCUUCGGGCACGGGUACAGUAUGUCAGGCGUUGGGAAUGGAAGUGCUGCGGAUGACUUUUACCGCUCUUAUAUGGGACGUCGGUAA